GGUAGGGUUAUACCAAAUCAAAAUCAAAUGACCCAAACCCUAGAAUUUUCUUGCUCAGAAACCAUAGACUAAUUACUUUUUUACAGUACGAAAGAAAAUAGAGAAAAAAAAAUGAGAGAUAUGGAAGUUGGACGGGAAGAGGAACAAGAUGGUUUGUCAGUACAUUCACCAAGUCAAGCUCCACCUUCAUCAGCAUCUUCUCUUCCAAAGUCGGAGGUUGAAUUGGAACUGAGAUUGUUAGAAGCACUUGAAAUAUAUCCCCUGGCCAAAUUGCAAGGUAUACAUCGGCACUUCAUUCUUUACGGUUUAAUGGAAUAUUUGGGAAGAAGCUUUGAUCGACCGUUCUCUCCAGAUGAGGUAUUACAAUUGCUGGAUCGUUUUUACAAUCUGGAUAUGCUGAAGUCUGAUGAAGAGGAGGUGGAAAUUCUGAAUCAAGAGGAAGACUUUAGCUUACCACAGAGCUACUUUAUAAAGGAAGACUCCUAAGACAACUAGAUACUAUAUUCGACCUCUCCUCUUUGUACAUCCAUUGGCUGUGAUGAAUCAAAUUCACUGAUAACUUGGUCACUGCACUAUCACACUGGAUGCAUGAAUUGUGCAGCAUUGAGCUGUCUUUAAAUAUAAUUUUGUUUUGGAUUAA
Molecule: messenger RNA, 640 nt
Organism: Papaver somniferum (opium poppy)
Lineage: Eukaryota; Viridiplantae; Streptophyta; Magnoliopsida; Ranunculales; Papaveraceae
Exons: 5
Coding region: 112-486 (124 amino acids)
Biological process (GO): regulation of transcription by RNA polymerase II
Cellular component (GO): nucleus; NuA4 histone acetyltransferase complex
Source: RefSeq, a predicted model, not a curated record